AUAUAAAUUACUCAAGAUUAGAUUUAUGGAUAUAAAGUAAAAUUCAAUUCAUGCAUGAAAGAGGAUGUGUGAGCUGAAUGUGAGUCUUACCAAAUGGGGGAGGGAAUAAACAUAACUUUUUCUCGCAUAAUAAGUAUAUUUUUCUUUUAAUUGAUUAGUUAUAGUAUACGAAAUAUUAAAAUAUUAAUCAAAUUAUUAAUAUUAUAUGAAAUUUAAACGGAACUGAAAUCGGUGUGUAAAUGAUUAAACCUAUGACACCUGUAAUCUGAAGUAAGACUACUUAGAAAUAAGCAAUAACUGUGCAAACGGAAGCAUUUAAAAUACUGAUAAGCCCAUAUUAUCUUCUCGAUCCGUAUGUGAAAUAAUAUCCAUUUCUCCUUCUUCCUGUAAUUUCGACAAUUCAGAAAUUUUUACUUCCGGAAAUUUAACUGCUUGCAUUUCAUUUUUUUAAACAAAAAAAAAAAAAAAAAAAAAAAAAAAAAAAGAGUCGAAAUGCCAUUAUAUGCUAUAUUCUCAAGUUUUGAAAAGCAAUUAUUUUAUGAAAACCAAAUUGAACUUUUGAAAACAUGGAGCGAACGAAUACUUUCAGGCAGAAAACUGCCGUGCUCGCAAAAAGUGCGCGUUUCUCCUUGUGACGUUAAAUGCGCAGAGAUCACAUGUUUCCUAGCAACCAAUCAGUUCAGGGCAAACGUAAAACCUAUGCCAUGCCCUUAUGUACGAGCUCCAUUGAAGAAGUCACAGACUUUUUUUUUUUCAAGAGAUCAUCCGCUAAAUUUAACAUCCAACGUUAAGUUUCUCAUAUAUUUAAGGCUAUCUGCUGAAUAGGCGCAAGAGAAUCAAACGCAUUUUCCGUAAACCUAUAAACUCUUCUUGAUGUUUACCUGUACUUGGCAAACACUUAUGUGAGGACAAAGUAAGGAUUCUGCUCGAGUGAUCGUACUCAGCUCUUUUGAAAUGGAGUACUCAUUAAAUGGAACCAUAGAAAGCGGUAUGCAGGGACUGAUGCACUACAUAAAAUCAGCGAUAGAACAGGGAAUCGACGUGAAGAAUUACAUCUUAAAUAAAUAUCCUUCUUUAGAAGAGGGAUCUUUUGAAGAGGAAACGUAUGAUUUCCUAAAAGCUCCCGCUCUAGAUAAUAAAAAAGUACCUGAAAAUUUAGAAGACUUAUGGAAACUACUUAAAGUAUAUAACAUGGCUUUCGGUGAAAUGAAGAAAGCUGCAAAUGAAGACGAAGAAGAGGAAUAUCACAGUCAUUUAUCAUAUAUGUUUGUUAAUAAUAGCACAAUAUUAGAACAUCUAUAUCAAUACCUGGGAAGAGAAGUCCUUCCUCCAGAUGACAUUCCUGAAGAGUUCUGGGAGUUUGAAAAAUCGGAUUCCGUAGUCCGAGAUCUUAUAAUCUUAAAAAGGUACAUAGACUUCCUCUCAUUAAUUCUAAACACAUUAAAAGAAAUAAAACCCGUCGAACUUUCUUAUCUAGAGGAUUUCAUACUGUCGACUGGUAUAUGAAUGCAGAUGUGUCAACGAAAAAAAAUUCCUUUAUUAUACUUAUGUAUGGCGAGCACGUCCACAUGCGUUUUAUGCAUUCAUAGUUCAUGAUUUUAUUAUUAAAGGUAUAAAUAUAAGGCAAGAAAUUGCAGAUCUAAAGCUUAGACUUGGGGGGGGUCUGCUUAUUACCUCUUUUAUUUGAUGCUUUUAGCUUUUUAAAUUGGAAAGACCAAAUAUUCUGCAAUUAUAUUACUUAUAAAAUUAUUAUUUUAUGAGUCUGAUAAAAGAGAUUUUACAUAGACUAGCCUCUACAAGAAGCACACCGAUUUAUAAAUGUGUACAAUCUCUAAUAAUAAAGAGCAAAGGAUCUUUCGUUCUAAUUAAUUUAGUUUAGACAAAGUUUAUUAGUGCUACAUUUUGUACUUUUUACCGCUUAUCUAAUGCAUUUUUAUGAAUUUUUAAUUGCUUUCAUGAACAGGAUUAACAGGUAUUUGCCCCGUUAAUCCUGAAUCCUACGUGACACGUAUAUCUGAAAGAUUAACGGGUAUUUGACAAACUCUUUAAAAUUUGCCUCGAUACCCUGUAGCUCUGUAUUCCUGUGACUAAUACCAUUGAUGGCAAGCACUCUUUACAGUCAGUGCAGGAAACUGAACCUAAACCGUAACAAAGUAAGCAAUUUCUAGAAAUGAUGUGGUAUGUUAUUUUUCUUAUUUCAUAUUAUUCUGUCAUAAAUUACUUUGGAAGUACCUUUACCUAUCGCACUAUCAUGUAAUGCUAUAAAAGAUCACUGAAAAAAGAUGGAUCUGAUUUUUAACAAUUUUAUUAGAAAAACGUUUGAAUCAACUUAAGAAAUUUUUAUUACGAAAUAAACUCGAAAUUUUAAAUUUACAUUUAUCAUAUGAUUUGUAAAUUUCAAUAUGAACUCCAUUGAUUCCACUCUUCAGAUGUCAAAGCGAUGAUUUCUUUCCAUCCACACACGCUGGAUCAUAUCUUGUGUGAUUGUAUAUCAAUGGCAACAAUGUGAUUAUUUUGCAACGAGUGGUUGAGUCUCGUAAACACUUGCCAAAAAUUGUGUUGAACAGUUACAAAGAUUUAAAUUCUACGUGCCAUAACAAGUACUACGUACUGAGCUCUUUGUAGCACGGCCUCUGAGUCUGUGUGAAAUCUCUGGUUAAAGAGGAUGACACUCAUUAAAUACUGCUCAGCAAAACUUCUGCAUAUGGUUAAGAUAACCUUUUCCCUCCCAAUGGUGAAAACUUAGACAUUUUGCUCAUUAUUUUGAUAUAAAAACUGCAAAAAUUCCUUUAAGAUAAAGCGUAAAUAGUAAUUUAAAAUCAGAUCCAUCUUAUUUAAGGAUUCUUAAUAUCAAGUCUAGGUGAGUUAUACUUUAAUAACUAAAUCAUGUAUAACACUUAUAAGGCAUUAUUACCUCUUGUUACUUGUGGGUUACAGAAAGUCAACAAAAACUGCUCCUGAUAGGUAAAAUGUAUAAUUAAGAAAUUCUAAUUUAACAAGUCAAAUUUAGUUUACGCCGGGAACUGCUUUACACAUUACUAGCCGCUACCUGUCAAAAUUCAGAAUUUACCACUUACCACUCGCAGUCCUCUUUCAUUUUCAGCCAACGGGGAUUGUGAGAGACAUAUAAGUACUAACAAUAGUAGUUAAAGUUAACGUAUUAUUACAAGCUAUUGUUUAACUCGUGCAAGCUACUGUUUAACGCCUUAAGUUAACGCACAUUAUAUAUAUUACCUUGUCUCUAACCUCGUCUUAUUGUUUGCUUUGUAAUUUCGGUACUUUUCCGUUUCGCCGGCACAAAUCUCGCCAAGCAGACUUUGUUGGCGACAGCAUACAGUAUACACAUAAAAAAUUUUAGUUCUAAGAAUUGUUUAUUUUGAAGGCA
Molecule: messenger RNA, 3385 nt
Organism: Stegodyphus dumicola
Lineage: Eukaryota; Metazoa; Arthropoda; Arachnida; Araneae; Eresidae
Source: RefSeq, a predicted model, not a curated record